AUGAAGACUCUCAUUGUGCUGGCCCUGUUGAUAGCUGCCGCGUCGGCACUGCCUCAAUUUGGCUUCGGUGGCCCUGGAUUCGGUGGCCCUGGCUUCGGCCCUGGUUUCGGUGGUGGUUACGGACGUCCAGGUUUCGGCGGCCCUGGAUUCGGUGGUGGUUACGGACGCCCCGGCUUCGGUGGCGGAUUCGGCGGCCCUGGAUUCGGUGGCCCUGGAUUUGGCGGCGGUGGUUAUUACCCAGGUGGCGGAUUCGGCGUUGCAUUUAUCGAUCCGAGCAACAUGAGAAUCCUGUUUGUGCUUGUCCUAUUGAUCGCUGCCGUCGCCGCAGUGCCUCAGUUCGGUUUCGGAGGUGGCUUCGGACGACGAUUCCGUGGUGGCGGAUUUCGCAAAGGUGGCGGCGGGGGUGGUCGCGGUGGCUCUUCCUCUGCUGCAGCCGCGUCCAGUGCAGCGGCCGCCGGCAAUGGAGCUGCCUCAGCUUCGGCCUCCGCGUCUGCUUCUGCUUCAGGUGGAGGUCGCUUCCGUGGCUGA
Molecule: messenger RNA, 528 nt
Organism: Drosophila virilis
Lineage: Eukaryota; Metazoa; Arthropoda; Insecta; Diptera; Drosophilidae
Source: RefSeq, a predicted model, not a curated record